AUGCCAGUGGAUCGAACCCCGAAAGGUAAGCCUGCUGCUAAGGAAGCAGUUGAGGGCACAGGCAAGGAGAAGCAGCACGACGAGUCAGCAAUAUUCGAAGGAUUUGCAGAAUGGGAAAUCAGUGCUGAUUCCGAAACCGUGAAGGAAAUAACGUCGCUUUCCCGCCAGCGAGACCAGGUCACCAUGAAAGUAGUGCGUGUGCAAAGGGCGCUUGUUGCCGCUCGAAACUUGGUGAGCCUCUCACAACUCAGGACGUACAUGAAGAAUAUCGAUGUGGCCUACAACGAAUACAGCGCAGUGCAUAGCAAACUGGUUGCUAUCAUUCCCCAAGAAAGUUUUCAACAGCAGGAGGAAGUUUAUGUCGCAUUUGAAGACCGAUACAACUUCGUCCGCACGACCAUCGAUGAGCUAAUCAUGGCACACGAAAAUGCCAGUGUUCGUUCUCAAGCCCCGCAACAACAAAUCAUCGUCCAACAGCAACCGUUGAAGGCUCCAAUUCCAACCUUCGAUGGUGAUUAUGCCAACUGGCCGAAGUUCAAGGCCAUAUUCCAAGACUUGAUGGCCAACUCAGGAGACUCGAACGCGAUCAAGCUGUAUCAUCUGGACAAGGCUCUGGUUGGUGCAGCAACAGGUGCUCUGGAUGCCAAAGUAAUCAACGAAGGUAAUUACCAGCAAGCGUGGACCAUUCUCACCGAUCGCUAUGAAAACAAAAGGAUCAUAGUCGAGACGCACGUUCGUGGUCUGUUCAACUUGCAAGGAAUGUCAUCCGGAUCCCACAAGGAGGUGCGACGUCUGCUCGAUGAGUGCACCCGCCACGUCGAGAGCCUGAAGUAUCUUGAACAGGAAUUCCUCGGUAUUUCCGAUUUGUUUCUGGUUCAUAUGCUGACGACCGCCAUGGACAACACGACCAGGAUGGCAUGGGAAGGCACACAGAAGAAGGGCGUGCUACCCAAGUAUGCGCAAACCAUUACGUUCCUGCAAUCGAGAUGUGAAAUGUUGGAGAACUGCGAAACAGCUUUCCAGAAGGUUAAUGCGCAGCCCGCUUCCAAAUCGACCCCGAAGGUACAAGCAUUCCAACCGAAAGCAAGCAACCCGAAGGUCCAUGCCGCCGCAACCACACCAAUCAGCAAGGAGGUUUGUGAUUUCUGCCAAGGUGCACAUCGCAACUACCAAUGCAAUGCGCUUGGUAACAUGUCCUUUGACAAACGUAUGGAGAAGGUACGCACAACUGGUGUGUGUUUCAACUGUCUGCGCAAGGGGCACAGCUCCAAGGAGUGUUCAUCACCGAGGUGCUGCCAAAAGUGUCAGAAACGGCAUCAUACACAACUCCACAACGACGAGGUAAACCGAGAACCGAAAGCCAACGUGUCCGUUUCGAAAGAAGAGUCUCGCACAGUUCAACCGAAUAGCACGGUAGCAAACCCGCCAUCCGGAAGAGAUAUACCGAGCACAUCCUGCUCGUGUAACUACGCCGAUUCCACGAAAACUGUGUUCCUGCUGACAGCGGUUGUCAACGUGCUGGACGAAAACAAUCAACUGCAUUCAUGCCGAGUACUGCUAGAUAGCGGCUCUCAGGUAAAUUUCGUAACAAACAAUUUUGCAAAUCUUUUAAGAAUUCAGAAGCAUCGUGUCAACGUUCCAAUCUGUGGCAUCAACGACGUCAGGACUGUAGCCCACGACAAGGUGAUGGUCAACAUCCGAUCUCGACUCACCGACUUCCAAGCACACGUGGAGUGUUUGGUUACGCCCAAUGUGACAGGUGUCAUCCCGCCAACAAGAAUCGACGUGUCAUCUUGGAACAUUCCCUUCGGCGUCCAACUAGCCGAUCCGGAAUUCUACAAACCGGACAAGAUCGAUAUGCUUCUUGGUGCAGAGUUAUUCUUCAAGUUGAUGCGACCAGGACAUAUCAAACUCGACGACAGCCUUCCCGAUCUCCGUGAAACCUGCCUUGGAUGGGUUUUAGGCGGUGUAUUCACUAACACGAUCCACGCCAAUCAACCACAACAUUCGCUCAUCGUAUCGUUGGAUGACAUCGAGGAAUCCAUUCAACGAUUUUGGAGGCUCGAAGAGGUGCCAGAUUCGAGUCCUCUGACGAAGGAAGAACAGGAGUGUGAAGCCCAUUUCGUCGCCACCCACCAGCGUGAUGAAAAUGGACGAUACCAAGUGAGGCUACCGUUCAAGGAUAACGUGCACGAGCUUAGUGACUGCCGAGCGGUUGCUUUGAAGCGAUUCCAGAUGCUGCAGAGGAGGCUGCAGCGGAACCCCGAUUUGAAAGAGGAGUAUGUUCAGUUCAUGCGUGAGUAUGAAGAGCUGGGACACUGCCACGAAGUACGAGAAGAAGACGAUCCACCGCACCAGCAAAACUACUACCUGCCGCACCAUGCGGUACUUCGCCCAUCAAGUUCGACCACCAAGUGCAGGGUGGUAUUUGAUGCCAGCGCCAAACCAACAGUGAACAACCGUUCACUCAAUGAGGUUCUACAAGUCGGUGCAGUGGUACAGAAAGAACUCUAUGACGUCAUACUCAGGUUCUGCAAGUACCCAGUUGCAUUCACAGCCGACGUGCCGAAGAUGUAUCGACAAAUCAAGAUGCAUCCAAAGGACACACACUAUCUCCGUGUUUUUUGGUGUGAGCAGCCGUCAGAGCCACUCCGAGUCUUGGAGCUCACGACGGUUACAUAUGGAACAGCAUCGGCUCCGUUCCAAGCUACCAGGUGCUUGCAGCAGCUCGCCGAUGAUGAAUCAACCGAUUUUCCGAUCGGUGCGCAAAUCGCCAAGGAGGAUUUUUACGUCGACGAUGCACUUUCCGGUGCAAAUUCACUUCCGGAGGCCCUAGAAGCAGCAAGGCAGCUGGAAGGCUUACUGAAGAGAGGAGGGUUUUCGCUGCACAAGUGGUGUUCCAACUCAAAAGAGUUUUUGGACCACAUUCCAAACGAUCGACUGGAACAGCCCGUUCCAUUGGGAGAAUACGGACCGAAUGGAGUCAUCAAAGUGCUAGGCUUGCUUUGGGAUCCAAAAGCCGAUCAUUUCCUCAUCGCAAGGCCGCCACAAUGUGAUUUGAAUCAACGAUCAACGAAGCGUAUCAUCUACUCCGAGGUGGCCAACCCUAAUAAAAAAUAA
Ochlerotatus camptorhynchus is the source of this 3120-nucleotide messenger RNA. RefSeq lists its product as uncharacterized. Gene Ontology annotation, molecular function: zinc ion binding; aspartic-type endopeptidase activity; nucleic acid binding. Gene Ontology annotation, biological process: proteolysis. Bases 1 to 3120 code for a protein of 1039 amino acids. The record is from RefSeq and is a predicted model, not a curated record. The transcript has a single exon. NCBI's taxonomy places the organism in Eukaryota, Metazoa, Arthropoda, Insecta, Diptera, Culicidae.